This is a messenger RNA of Colius striatus (speckled mousebird), 1546 nucleotides long. RefSeq names its product myocyte enhancer factor 2B (gene MEF2B). The transcript has 9 exons. Gene Ontology annotation, molecular function: DNA-binding transcription factor activity, RNA polymerase II-specific; protein dimerization activity; RNA polymerase II cis-regulatory region sequence-specific DNA binding. The record is from RefSeq and is a predicted model, not a curated record. Gene Ontology annotation, biological process: positive regulation of transcription by RNA polymerase II. Lineage: Eukaryota; Metazoa; Chordata; Aves; Coliiformes; Coliidae. Bases 103 to 1320 code for a protein of 405 amino acids.
GGGGCCGAGCCGCCUCCGCUUCAGCGCCAGGCACCCGCAUCCCAGCCGCCGCGGAGCUGCUGAGGAGGAAGCGCCGCUGUGCAGCUUGAGAAAGAGGUGAAAAUGGGCCGGAAAAAAAUACAGAUCAGCCGAAUCGUGGAUCAAAGGAACCGGCAGGUGACUUUCACCAAGAGGAAAUUCGGGCUGAUGAAGAAGGCAUAUGAGCUGAGUGUCCUGUGUGACUGUGAGAUCGCCCUCAUCAUCUUCAACAGCACCAACCGCCUCUUCCAGUACGCCAGCACCGACAUGGACAAGGUGCUGCUCAAGUACACGGAGUACAGCGAGCCCCACGAGAGCCGCACCAACUCGGACAUCCUCGAGACGCUGAAACGCAAAGGGCUGGGGCUGGAGAGCCACGAGCUGGAGCUGGAUGAGGGACCUGACUCUGGGGAGAAGGCAAGAAGGCUGAGUGAGGGCAUGGACCUGUCUGUGGCACGGCCCAGGUUUUAUAGCCCAGCGCCGCCGUCUGAAGCAGCCUAUGGCAGCUCCCCACCGGGCACUGACACAUCCCUGGGCGGUGCCAGCAGCUCCCCACAGGGCCAGGGCCGCCCACCCGCCUUCAAGCCAACAGCAGCGAGGCUGCCGGGACGCUCCCCGGGACCGCUGCCCACAGGCGUUGGCUACCCGCUGUUCCCCGGCGGUAGCCUCAGCAGAGCCCUGGCCACCAAGACGCCGCCGCCGCUGUUCCUGGGGGCGGAGGCUCGGCGAGGCGAAGCUCACGGCAGUUUGGCGAGUGGCCGGAGCAGCGGCAGCGCGGCUCGGCCUCUGUACCCCACUCUGCAGACCCUGAGCCCUGUGAUCACCCCGGGCAGCUCUGGCAUCCCAAGCCACAGCCUCACCAGCUUCUCCUUCCUCACCCCAGCCCAAGCAGCAGAGUUUGGGGCUGGUGAGGCCCCGUUGCCCCCUGGCUUCCUGCAGCCCAGCCCCCCGGCGUGGCAGCACCCACGGGACAUGGCAACGCUGGGGGUCAGCAGCCGGAUCAUGUCCUCGGAAGAGCCGGCCCCAGCCGCCGGCAGCUCCCCGCAGCACCCAGCCAUCAGCAUCAAGUCGGAGCGGGUCUCCCCAGGGCUGGGCUGCCCCUCGGGCACCCCCCAGCCCACUUUGGCCACCUUGGCUUCCCUGAACGAAGCCUCCCGAGGCCCCGGAGACCUCCAGCCACGGGAUGACUAUGGCAAGGGGUACCCCUACCCUCUGGGACCCCCCCGGCCGCUGGCAGAGGAGCAGCAGCGGGGCCCCAUCCCCCCGCGACGGGCACAGGCCAUGGACGCUUGGCAGAGAUAGCGAGGCCGGUGGGGUACAGGGAGGAGGGGGGACACACCAGCCUGGGGGAGCAGCUCCCCACUUCACCUCAAUUCUUGGACCCCUAGGAAGCCCCCCAUGCCCUUUGCAAUGCCGGGGGGGGGGGUCAGCGGUGCCUUAGGGCUUCCCGUGGGGUUCCAGUCCCCACCCUCGGGGCUGCAGCUCCCGACAACACCCUCCCACCCCCUCGCCGCCUCUUCCCUCCCUC